Messenger RNA from Coniosporium apollinis CBS 100218, 315 nucleotides. RefSeq lists its product as uncharacterized. NCBI's taxonomy places the organism in Eukaryota, Fungi, Ascomycota, Dothideomycetes. The coding region runs from base 1 to 315 and encodes 104 amino acids. Gene Ontology annotation, molecular function: RNA binding. The record is from RefSeq and is a predicted model, not a curated record. The transcript has 2 exons. Gene Ontology annotation, cellular component: NatC complex.
AUGUCCAACGAGCGAGCGGUGGGUUACCUCACACAACUCAUUGGCAAGACUCUGCGUAUCACCGUAACGGACAACCGCAUGUUUGAAGGCCAGAUGAAGUGCACUGAUAGGGACCGCAACGUCAUCCUGGCACUUACCCACGAGUAUCGUCCUCCAUCGGAAGAGGCUAUCAAAAAGGCCAUCGCGGAAUCUGGCAGUUCAUCCGUCACUCUGCCGCACUCUAGCCGAUUUAUGGGCCUUGUCGUUGUCCCUGGGGAGCAUAUCACGAAGAUUGAGCUAGAGGACCGCAGUCUCAACCAACCGCCAGUACUAUGA